AUUAAAGUAAUAGUAAUAGAGCACCAACCUACUAAAUUGUUUACGACUUGUAAACAAAAAUAUAGCAGUUUUUCGCUAUGUAAAGCGUUGUAACGCUUCACGUCAACUUAGCACAUUGUCGUAAUUAUUUACGAGCUUAAAUAAUAGUUUGCGGACCCCACUCGGUAUAGUCAUUAUUAAUAUUAUUUAAAAUAAACCCCUUAUAAGCCGCGAACAAUUUGAAUGAAUGACAUAAAUUGACUAGAACGCAAAGAGCAUAUAAUCACUACGUUCUAACUAGAACGUAGUGAUUAUAUGCUCUUUGAUAAAUUGACAACAGCCUUUAGGUUUUUUCUAAUUAUAGACAAUUGGUGAUACAACAAGGAAAAAUCUGUCAACAAUAUUUGGCUAGCCAGACUCUAGUACGAGCGUAAGGCGAAGCAUGUCUAUUUUUUUUUUAAUGCGUCAGUCCUGGGUCAAACUUUAAUGUAAUCUGUGGUAGUUUCGUCCAUAGGAGGUAGGUGUGAAAAAGUUAAAACCAUUUAUGCCGCCUUUUCGCCAAUGGUUAGCCAUCACAUUAUGCUAAAUAAUAAUUAUAUUAAAAAGUUUAUUUAUUUAUUGAGUUAAAAAGAAACGCAAAAUCAUCUUGACUAAAAAUCAUUUUAGAAUAUCAGCAUGUGUGUUUAAUCAUUAUUUAAUUUUGACGUGAAAUUAAACGAAACUUUCGUUGAAAUGAAAUGACAGAAGAACAAUGAUGGCGUCGUUUCGAUGUUGUAGCGGCAUGUAGAGUAACGUAGCAAGUUUAUUUAUGUUUUUCACGUAAUUCUCUUAAAUUAAACUAUAGAAACGCAAGAAUGGAGAGGUUUACAAUAUCUAAGUCUGAAAAGCAGACAAUUUAUGAAAUUUACCGGGCUUGUCGACUUUGCGGCGCCGGCGGAGGCUAUCGGAUGCCUAUCAUCCAAAACAUAAUCGAUUUAGACAGUUCCGAACUAGAAUUGCGGCAGAAAAUACAAGAAUGCUUACAACUAGAGGUGCGUCCAGAUGACAGAAUGCCUCCUCUCAUAUGUGAGCUAUGUGUUGACAAAGUUAAUGACUUCCACCAGUUCUUGGAGCUGACUCGUCAGACCAAUGUCAAGACAAGAACAAGACUUGGCCUCCCCAUUCAGGAUAUUAAAAAAGGGGAACCUGAACAAAGUAACUGUAUCCUGGGUGUCACAGAGCCAGUUUAUAGUAAGGAAGAUGAGCCACCAAAGAAGAGUAAGGCAGGCCCUAAGUGCACCAAGACGAUUAAGAAGGAACCAGAUGUUGUUAAUAUUAAGAUAGAGAACGCGUCAGACUCAUCGUCCCGCUCGUCCAGCGUGUCCGGGCGCGCGUCGCGCUCGUCCCGCCGCGCGCCCUCCCCCGCGCCCGCGCCCGCCCCCGCCUCCGCCCCCGCCUCCGCUCCCGCUCCGCGCUCGCGCCGCUCGCUACUUGAAGAAGCGUUGCUGCGACGGAAGCCGGAGACGCCUAAGACUAAAGAAGCGACUAAGAAGGAGACCCCGAAAAAUAAAACUGAGACGCCUAAAGAUACACAGACGCCAAAAGAAAAAAAGGCUCCACCUGCGAAGAAAAAGGGAGAAUUAGAAUCUUUACUAGAGGACAGUAUGAAGUUUGAUGACAGCUCUUUGCUGGUACCGCGGUCAUUGAAGAGGACGCGAGAGGAGCCCCCUAGGCCUGCGCUGCUGCCCAAGAGGGGCAAUCUUGCAAGAUACUUAAUGGAUGCAAGGAUAAGGCCCAUACCAACCAAAGAGCUGCUGAGAGAGCUGUCACCGCCCCGGCGCCCGGGCCCCAAGUCCAGGCAGCCCGUGAGAGAGCCGUCCCCGACCCCCAGACCCGGCCCCAGGUCCCGGCAGCCGGUGAAAGAGCCGUCCCCGACCCCCCGGCCAGGACCCAAGUCCCGGCAGCCGGCAAGAGAGCUGUCCCCGACCGCCAGACCUGGACCUAAGUCCCGGCAGACGGCGAGAGAGUCGUCCCCGACCCCCCGGCCCGGACCGAAGUCCAAGAAGGCAAGAGUGGAGGAGGAGAAUAUACCUGUACCGCUUAAGGUGCCCAGGUCCAAGGCCAAGCUGGAAACACCCAAGGUGCAUUUUAUCGUACCACCUUUACGGAAGACUAAAGAGCCGCCGAAGCCCCCAGAAGAGCCCGCGCUACCGUCCGUGCCUCCAUACAAGUGCAUAGUAUGCGACAUUCAGUGCAAGAACUCUGGCGCUUUCGCGAGACACUUGAGUAUUCACUUGCCCACCUUUACUAAACCUGCCAACGCGUGCAACCCGUGCGGUAGUUGGUUCGUGACCGCCGAAGAGGCGGCGAGCCACCACCGGUUCCACAGUGCCUCCACCUUCCCCUACCACUGUCGCCGUUGCUUCGAUGACUUCCGCACGCUUCAGCUGUAUGACGAACACAUAGAGUCGGGCCUGUGCGUGGGCGACGAGCCGCCGAGCGUGCAGUGCGAGGAGUGCCCGGCGCUGCUCGCGGCGGCCGGGCUGCGCGCGCACCGCUGCCCCGGCCGGGCGCCCGGCGCGCGCCUCGGAGGCAAGUGUUCAAAGUGCUCCAGAACGUAUGCAACCGCGAAGACACUAAAGAAACAUGAAAGUCAGUGUAGCCAGAAGAGAAAGGGAGGAGACCUGAUAGCCGACCCGGACGUCCUCCGAAGACUGAAGCCCAUGCAGGUGCGGAUCACCAGCUGCGACGGGCUGCUGGCUCGAGAGAUGGGCGACCAUUAUGACGUUUCUAGGGUCAAACCGAACUACGGGCUAGCGAAGAACUACAUCUACCCAUACAUGAAGCUGCCUCCAGUCAAGAGCGAACCUCUCUUCCGCGACAGCAUGGUCGCCAUCCCUGUCGCACUCAAGGAAGAGUUCUCUUUCACACACUGGGACAGCGAUAGUGACGUUGAAGAAUCCAUCAUAAGAAGCGUACCUUCUCUCUCAACUCUGUCCAUCAAAAAACUAUUCUCCAAAAACCUUCUAGGUAAAGUACCUAGAAAAAGAAAGAAGGUCAAAAAUGAAACGUUUGAUAAUGAAGACGAAUUCAGUGUAAGUAAGGACAUUAAUGAUAUUAUAAAUAGUUUAGAUAAUAAGGGAAAUGGCAGUUUAGAUAGCAAAGAUUUUACAGCUAGAAUUAAGGAUAUUAUUGGGUGUUUUGAUAGUAAAAUGAGUGAAAGUGUAACGAAUGAGGACAAGACAGCUAAUGAACAAAGUGAGAUUGAAAAUGUGGAUGCUAAUGUAAAUGAUAAAACGAUUGAUAAUGAUAAUCUUGAUGAAAAUGAUAAAACCACAUCCGAUGAUAGUCAUUGUGAAACUGUUGAUGGAAAAGUAAAUGAUGAAACAAUAGCUGAUGACAAUCAAAAUGUACAUGAUACAGUAACACAUGACGAUAGUGCUAAAAUGGAUUUAGAAAACAAUGAAAAUAAUGAUAGUACAAAAGAAAAUGUAAUAGAUUCUAAUGAUAAUGUAAAUUGUGAAGAAUCAAGCAAUGAUGAAGUCAAUAUUGGUGAAAAAACUAUUGAUAAAGUAUUAGAAAGUAAUGAAAUAAAUGAUGUUAAUAACGAAAAUGAAACAAUCAAUAGGCUAGAUAAUUAUGAUAAGAAAAUCGACAUAAGCUUACAAAAAUCAAAAGAUGAUGAAAGCGUAGCUGUUAAUACUAGCGAUCUUGAAAAUGUUCCAGUUAAUGGAAUCAAUACUCCUCAAAAUGAAAAUUCUCUUGUAAAUAACUUCAAAAUGAAUCAAAACGAAAGUUCUCCGGAAAAAGAUUCAAAAUGCAAUGUUGAAAUUAAGAAAAAUGAAGAAGUUAGUAAACAAAUAAACAAAGAGAGUCCAAUCAAACACAGCAUUGAAAAUUUAAUAGGAGAAACCGAUAGAAAUUCAGAAAAAUUAAUUAACGAAGUAAUAUCAAGUAUUGAAGAAUUGAACAGAUGCCAUGAACAACUAAAUAGACAUAAUGAAAAUGAAAUUAACAAUAGCAAUCUAAUGGAUGCAUUAGAUGAACAAAUUGGUGAAAAAAGACUUAGUGAUCAAGAUAAAAUAACUUUAGAAGAUCUAUUGCCUAAAGAAGAUAAGCGUGAAGAGUUGGAAAAUAUAUCGGACGAUGAUUUCAAUUUUGAUACUUAAGGGUCCCCAGCAAUCUCAUUUAAAAACGACUUGCUAUAUUGUUCUGAAACUUUUCGGCCAAGUGCGAGUCGGACUCGCCCAUA
This is a messenger RNA of Cydia pomonella (codling moth), 4210 nucleotides long. RefSeq lists its product as uncharacterized. The record is from RefSeq and is a predicted model, not a curated record. Bases 834 to 4127 code for a protein of 1097 amino acids. NCBI's taxonomy places the organism in Eukaryota, Metazoa, Arthropoda, Insecta, Lepidoptera, Tortricidae. The transcript is spliced from 15 exons. Gene Ontology annotation, molecular function: zinc ion binding. Gene Ontology annotation, cellular component: nucleus.